Molecule: messenger RNA, 1422 nt
Organism: Penicillium cataractarum
Lineage: Eukaryota; Fungi; Ascomycota; Eurotiomycetes; Eurotiales; Aspergillaceae
Product: putative homogentisate 1,2-dioxygenase
Exons: 7
Biological process (GO): L-phenylalanine catabolic process
Cellular component (GO): cytoplasm
Molecular function (GO): homogentisate 1,2-dioxygenase activity
Source: RefSeq, a predicted model, not a curated record
AUGCCUUCCACUAGUGACCUUGCCGAUCCCAAGGAGUAUCAGAAGAUCCUCCACUGGGCAGAGACACAACAGGACGGAGCGAUUCCUUCCUUUGCUACGAGACGCAAUGACCCUUAUGAGUACCAACCCGGGUUUGGAAACUCUUUCGAGUCAGAAGCAGUCCCUGGAACCAUCCCACGGGGCCAGAACAGUCCUCGUAAUGUCCGUUUCGGCCUCUAUGCCGAACAGAUCACUGCCACGGCAUUCGUGGCCCCCAGACAUGCGAACAAGAAGGCGUGGCUAUACCGUGCUCGUCCUGCAGUCGCGCACCAGGGCUUUACCGACCUCCCAGAUAACAAGGACACCGAGUCCAACUUUCUCCCUAUGAACCCUCGCAUUCACGUCUCACCCACCCAGCUCGCAUGGCACCCCUUCGACAUUCCCGAAAACGAGGAAGUCGAUUUUGUCUCCGGUCUGAAGACUGUCGCCGGCUCGGGAGAGCCAACUCUGCGCGAGGGUCUAGCAACUCACGUCUACGUCGCUAAUACCAGCAUGAAGAAGAAGGCCUUUGUCAACUCGGAUGGAGAGUUCCUCAUCGUUCCACAGCAGGGCGCACUCGAUAUUCAGACCGAGUUUGGACCCCUGUUCGUACAACCCGGCGAGAUCGUGGUUAUCCAGCGUGGCUUGCGCUUCCGUGUGGAACUACCCGACGGGCCCUCGCGUGGUUAUAUCCUUGAAGUCUGGGGUACCUGCUUUGAACUGCCGGAGCUUGGACCCCUGGGUGCCAAUGGUUUGGCUAAUGCGCGGGACUUUUUGAGCCCCGUUGCUCAAUAUGAGAUCGCCCAGGAGCCAUGGGAGAUUGUGUAUAAGCUCGGUGGCAAGUUCUUUAAGAGUACGCAGAACCAUAGUCCUUUCGACGUGGUCGCCUGGCAUGGAAACUACGUCCCUUAUAAAUAUGAUCUCACCAAAUUCGUCAAUGUGGGCUCCAUAUCCGUUGAUCACAUUGACCCGUCUAUUUUCUGUGUUCUUACAGCCAAGUCGCGCGACUUGACUGCGCCGUUGGCGGACUUGCUGACCUUCUCCCCGCGAUGGGACGUUGCAUCUCACACCUACCGUCCUCCAUACUACCAUCGAAAUGUUGCAUCCGAAUUGAUGGGCCUUAUCUACGGCGAGUACGGCGGUCGCUCCGAGGCCUUCAAGCCGGGCAGUGUUUCCUUUGAAUGCGGAAUGGUGCCCCAUGGCGUGGCUUACGAAGAAUUCAAGGCGGCAAGUGACCAGGCGCCACCCGUGAUGCAAAUUUCCGAGGCCUCGAUCGCGAUCAUGUUCGAGUCCAGCCGGCCAUUCACAAUUACGGAAUAUGCCUGGAACAGUGAUAAGAAGCAUGAGCAUGAACCCAAGAUGUGGGAUAGCCUGGUGGAUAACUUCUCCAAGCAUGCAAAGGAG